Hypomesus transpacificus is the source of this 3223-nucleotide messenger RNA. RefSeq names its product NCK adaptor protein 2a (gene nck2a). The record is from RefSeq and is a predicted model, not a curated record. The transcript has 4 exons. Gene Ontology annotation, molecular function: protein binding. Gene Ontology annotation, biological process: positive regulation of endoplasmic reticulum stress-induced intrinsic apoptotic signaling pathway; negative regulation of PERK-mediated unfolded protein response; negative regulation of endoplasmic reticulum stress-induced eIF2 alpha phosphorylation. NCBI's taxonomy places the organism in Eukaryota, Metazoa, Chordata, Actinopteri, Osmeriformes, Osmeridae. The coding region runs from base 257 to 1459 and encodes 400 amino acids.
CGUCGCCGGUUGGACGAGAUUGAGGAGGAGACAGCUUGCGAGAGAGAACAAGCGAGAAAAGACACCCAGUCGAAUAGCCAUACCGCUAGUAAAAACCGAGCAAGCUAACACGGAAUAACCAAUACACAUCGUUGCCGUUUGUUGCGUGUAAUAUUCCCGUAGUCUUUUCAGAAAAGCUUUGUUUUGUGUGUGUGUUUCAGCAACCCGCGGUAACUAGUUCUCGUUGGAGUGACCAACAAGGGAGACUCCAUGAAAGAUGACGGAGGAGGUGACAGUUGUAGCCAAGUGGGACUACACGGCCCAGCAGGACCAGGAACUGGACAUCAGGAAGAACGAGCGCCUCCUGCUAUUGGACGACUCCAAGACGUGGUGGAGGGUCCGCAACACCGCCAACCAGACGGGCUACGUGCCGUCCAACUAUGUGGAGCGCAAGAACAGCCUGAAGAAGGCCUCGCUGGUCAAGAACAUCAAAGACACGUUAGGCUUGGGUAAGACCAGGAGGAAGUUGAGCACGCGUGACACCUCCCCCACGCCCAGUUCCGACACGGAGAGCCCCUCCAAUGGGAGCAGUGGAGGGGGAGGAAGUGGGGGAGGAGGAGCCGAGAGGGUGUACGACCUGGACAUCCCCGCCACCGUCAAGUUUGUCUACACGGCGGAGCGCGAGGACGAGCUGACCCUGGCCAAAGGGUCGCGCGUGGUCGUCAUGGAGAAGUGCAGCGACGGCUGGUGGCGGGGAAGCCAGGGGGGGAGGGUGGGCUGGUUCCCCUCCAACUACGUCCAGGAGGAGCUGGCGGGGGAGGAGCCUCCGAGGGGGAGGGUGGGGCCGGGGAGCGCCCCCGGAGGCGGGGCGGCGCUGGCCAACGGGGGGGCGGCAGGGGGCGGAGUCCUCCACACGGUCCAGACUCUGUACCCCUUCAGCUCCGUGACGGAGGAGGAGCUGAACUUUGAGAAGGGGGAGGUGAUGGAGGUGGUGGAGAAGCCCGAGAACGACCCCGAGUGGUGGAAGUGCAGGACCAGCCGCGGCCUGGUCGGCCUGGUCCCCAAGAACUAUGUGGUGGUCCUGAGCGACGGAGCCUCCAGGCCCUUGCCCUCCUCGCCGGUCCACAGCUCCCCGCUGAAGAGGCCCGUCCUGGGUCCGGUCCAGGUGGGCAAGUUUGCGGGCCGGGACUGGUACUACGGAGGCAUCACCCGGAACCAGGCGGAGAGCGUCCUCAACGAGAGGGCAGAUGUGGGAGACUUCCUCAUACGGGACAGCGAGUCGUCUCCCAGUGACUUCUCCGUGUCCCUGAAGGCCAUGGGGAAGAACAAGCACUUUAAGGUGCUGCUGGCUGACGGCUCCUACUGUAUCGGCCAGCGCAGGUUUUCCUCCAUGGAAGAACUGGUGGAGCACUACAAGAAGGCUCCCAUCUUCACCAGCGAGCACGGCGACAAGCUCUACCUGGUCAAACCACUGCUGUGACACCACACACACACACACACACUAACAGACCUAAGGUACUCACAAGUAUAAAUACAUAUAUACAUAAACACACACACACUCUCCCCAGUGCCCACAAAUAUCCAUAACUCGUCUUAAUGUAAGCCUUAGCUCUGGGUCCUCUUGUUGUAAUAUCGUGGGGUCUCAUCCUACAGACGACUUGGACAGACACACACACACACACGCGUAUGUCUGGAGAGCUGGGCAGGGAGAAUGUUGAACUCUGGGAGGGCUGUUUGUAUGGGGGCUGUUUGUCUUUUUGUCUGUAUGGGGGCUGUUUGUCUUUCUGUUUCCUUUUGAAACAUGUCACAAUGCCUGUUUGGAACCCUCUCCAGAGGUUUAGAAUGCUGGUGAACCCUCUCCAGAGGUUCAGAGUGCUGGUGAACCCUCUCCAGUGGUUCAGAGUGCUGGUGAACCCUCUCCAGAGGUUCAGAGUGCUGGUGAACCCUCUCCAGAGGUUCAGAGUGCUGGUGAACCCUCUCCAGUGGUUCAGAGUGCUGGUGAACCCUCUCCAGAGGUUCAGAGUGCUGGUGAACCCUCUCCAGAGGUUCAGAGUGCUGGUGAACCCUCUCCAGAGGUUCAGAGUGCUGGUGAACCCUCUCCAGAGGUUCAGAGUGCUGGUGAACCCUCUCCAGAGGUUCAGAGUGCUGGUGAACCCUCUCCAGUGGUUCAGAGUGCUGGUGAACCCUCUCCAGUGGUUCAGAGUGCUGGUGAACCCUCUCCAGAGGUUCAGAGUGCUGGUGAACCCUCUCCAGUGGUUCAGAGUGCUGGUCAGCGUGGUGGACACACUUCUGCCUUGUGGUCUCUCGCCAACCCCAGACCCCUCUCCUCAUUCUGUGCUCUUAGAAGUCCUUCUCUACCUUCGCCCUCCUCCUGCUCCUCUCCCCCCUACUCCUCCCCCUCUACCUUGAAGUCUAUCCUUCUCCACUGGCUCUUGUAACUGAGACUGCAUCAGCCAUUUUGAUCAUCGCUGUCUUCCUGUAGGGGGCGCCAUUAUAGCUCGAAUGUGACCAACGUUCAGUGGAGCAUGCGAUGCUGAAAGGCUGUAUGUCGGUGUACCUGGCUGUAGUCCUGACUACAGAGGGACAGAGGGUUGGUUGAGUAAAUAAGUCGUGGAGGAAGGAGGGAAGUAGUAACGAAGAAGAAAGAAGUGGUAGUCCACUGAGAAGGAGAGAGCCUCUGAUGUCUGGAGAACUGGACUGUCUGUAAUCAACAACCAAAUGUGCCACACCCACUACCUGUAAUCCAGCCAUUCUAUUGGUUUCAAAUCCUUGCCCGUUGACCGUUCUGCCUACCGAUUGGUUAACUGUACAGCCAUCUACUCCACUCGAUUCUGCCAAACCGCUAUAGGAUGUUUUCAUCUUCUUUACUUUGACUGCAUCUGUCGUUUGAUCCAUUCUAUGAUGCUUCUACUUGACUCCAAUGGACUCUACUGUCCCAAUUGCUGAGACCCACAGCAACUCAUCUCUUCUUGUCUUUGACUAACUGACGCCCACAUAGCAGGGUAAACCAGGGAGAGCACUAAUUCAAGAGUAAUAACAAAUGAUGAUGAUGAUAUAUCUGAAUGUUAUUGAGCAAUGUUAUUUAAUUCUUCAGUCCACUGUGUGUAUAUAUUCAGAAUGAAAUGACAAGGUGCAUAUAUGAAUCGUUUUGAUCCAACUUAAGGUACUGUACCGCCGACCAUGUGGUGAGAAUUGAAAUACUUUUGUUCAAUAAAAGUUUUUACAGAAUACUAUAAAUGAAAAA